Cryphonectria parasitica EP155 is the source of this 1204-nucleotide messenger RNA. RefSeq lists its product as uncharacterized. Lineage: Eukaryota; Fungi; Ascomycota; Sordariomycetes; Diaporthales; Cryphonectriaceae. The transcript has a single exon. Gene Ontology annotation, biological process: regulation of transcription by RNA polymerase II. Gene Ontology annotation, molecular function: DNA-binding transcription factor activity, RNA polymerase II-specific. The record is from RefSeq and is a predicted model, not a curated record. The coding region runs from base 22 to 1155 and encodes 377 amino acids.
UGUCAGUGUCACGACCUCCUAAUGAAUCAUUACCCACAGGGAGACACAUUGGAUGAGAUUCAAGAGCUGCUGUCGGUGGCGGAACAGCACCACACAAUGUCUCUCCAGUAUCUCCAGGAUGCCAUUCCGGAGGCUGCCAGAUACGACUGUAUCCUUGCCAGCGCCGCGCUGAUGAUGCUAUACGGAUCAGCAAGCCAUUGCGUGCGCAUCCGUCUAUUCGAGAUGCACAAGGUCCAGCAGAGCGAUACGCCAAUGCCAAGCCAGUUCGUGCCAGCACAUUCGCAGUGGAUUUCCUUGAUACGUGCGGUGCACCUUGCGUACAUUGGCAUUGUUGCGGACCGUGCCAAGAAUCCGACAGGAGCAGCAGAUGAUGGACAGGGACUCGGGAACCAAUCGCCGCACGUUGUUGGGCCCGAAGCUGUCAUCGGUGCUGUCAGUCCUCCUGAGGAUGGGCCAACACAUGAUACGCGACAGCUGUUCCUCCCUAUUGUAGCUGCUACCUCAGGCUCAGCGAUGGAAAAGCUACGCGCGAAGGCUUGCCGGCUGAUGGAGACGGCUGGCGGAAACCCUGGUCUGCAGGCUUGUUGGGAGGCGUUGGUGGUGCUCGAGACGACUGUGGCCCGAACCUUUGCACAUCACGACACGUUAUCCAUCAACACAAAAGCAGAGGCUGAAGACUCGCUUUUGCCUGACACCAUCCCUCUUUGGAUGCGUGCCUACAUCGCCCGCGUCACUUCGAAUAGUGGCUGUUCUUCGAGCCCGCUCCGACGAACUAUCAAUGCAUUUCUCAACCGCGUCCCAGCAUCAUACGUACAACUUGUACAGGAGAUGCUCAAUCUCAUUCCUCUAGAGGGAGACCGAUGGGAUGAAAAUCAGGAAAAGCUACAAAGGCAGACUCUGGGUUUUGUGAAUCCCGACAACUAUGUGGCUUCGAGGCUCGCCGUGGAGAUUCUUGCCCACUGGCUCGUUUUGGUCCUGCUGCUGGAUGGUGUGUGGUGGAUUGGCGAGACUGGGUCUUGGGAAUUGGGUAGAGUGGUGGCCUUUGUGCGUGGUAGCGGUUGGCUUGAGGAAACAGUCGAUCAGGAGAGUGAAGACGCAUGGUGGCCUCGCAGCAUGUAUGAGAUCAGGAUACAUCUCAGAAGACUCGGGAUAUAAUUCGGGAAGUCAGGCUAGUCAUAGUGAAUUCCAGGAGCUUAUUAUGAUC